Messenger RNA from Pocillopora meandrina, 3050 nucleotides. Lineage: Eukaryota; Metazoa; Cnidaria; Anthozoa; Scleractinia; Pocilloporidae. The record is from the annotation of a GenBank genome assembly.
AUGACAUUUGCUAAAGAAACGAAAAGUUUGGACCUAUCUUUUCUGAGGGGGAGCUAAUUGAUAAUCUUGAUUUGAUCACAGGUAUUAAACUACGAGAAACUCAUAGUAAACAAGACAAGAAGACGGAAAGUACCACUCCUUCAACCACAGCUAAACAAAGUAGUUAUAGGCGCGCUCAGAAAACGACGCCAAUUGUCAGGCGACGUGUACCACGACAGCUUACACCAACAGAGACACAGUCGAAACAGGUAAAUCUGGGAAGAAAAUGUCAUUUCAGUAAAUACCAGAGGUGAAGUAUUUCACAGUGACAACUGUCUCUUUUGGAGGGUCUGGAACUUACUACCGUGAUCAACCUUUGUUUCACAUCUUCGCGAAUCAAGAAUGUUAGGUUUAUAAGGGAUAUCCAGAAAUAUAACAGCUGCAACAAAAACAACGCAUUUUGUGCUUAAAUAAUCAGGUUUGCAAGGAUGAGAAAGCAUCGCGAGAAGAAAGCUCAGCAAGAGAGAAAUCAUCUGCAGCCAAGGCGGAAGAGGUCACGCGUGAGGUCACCACAGCUAAACAAAGCAGUUACAGGCGCUCUAAAAAAACGACCCCAAUUGUCAGGCGACGUGUACCACGACAGCUUCCACCAACAGAGACAGAGUCGAAACAGGUAAACCUAGGAGGAAAAUUUUAUUUCAGGAAAUGCCAGAGGUGAAGUAUAUCACAGUGACAACCGUCUCUUUGGAAGGUCUGGAACUUAAUAUCGUGAUAAGCCAUUGUUUCACAUCUUUGCGAACUGAAUUAGGAAUGUUGGGUUUAUGAGGAAUAUCCAGAAAUAUAACAACUGUAACAUAAACAACACAUUUUGUGCUUAAAUAAUCAGGUAUGCAAGGAUGAGAAAGAAUCACGAGAAAAAAGCUCAGCUAGAGAGAUAUCAUCUGCACCCAAGGCGGAAGAAGUCACACCAGAUUUUGAAUGUAAUGUUGCACCUGUGCAUGAGGAAAAGCUUCGUAUGGGGGCCAAAUCAGAUUUCAGUGGUAACGAGAUUGGCGGCGACUUUGUAUGUUACUCAAAAUCUAGCGACGAGAAAGCAAUACCCGAUGUGCCCCAAUGGCUAACAGAGGAGUACAAGUUAGUGUUCAUAUCUGCUCUUUUUUUUCUUUUACAGUCCGUGAACUUUUGUUUCUGAAUUUCAUUUCUGGGGCCAGUAGGGUAAAGAAUUUACAUGAUACAACAUGUAGCUGUGCACACUUUCUGGUAAUCAAAACUUACUCCAUUCGGUGAAACAUCAUGGUUGUUAUAUCUAAGGCGUCUCAAAGUAUAUUUGUGUACUGGCCGCACUGCAAUAUACUUGUGAGGUCAAUUUGUCACAAUUGAUUCAAUAGAGAACACACUCUCAGGACCUCCGGAAAUUGAAGCAAAAUAAUAUUUACUAUUUAGGUAGAAAAAGCGAAUCGGGGAUUUUUUGGUUUUAUAAUUCAAAGUUUCAGUAAACAUGGAAGUGACGAGCUUUACGGUAGGAGAGUUUUCAAAGCCUAAAGGUUUUGCUAAGUUUUAAAUUUCUUUAAAAGGUGAUUUUUAAAGUUCCCGAAUUUGUGAUGAGGCAUAUGAUAUAAACUGAGAAGCAAUUUGUCUGCAGAGACUUAAGUAUAGUUGACCACUAUGAAUUAAUUUUGUGCAGGGAGAGAGAAGAAGAACAGGAAAACAUAAAACUCAUUAAAGGUGACACCACUGUUACAAGCUCGGCACAAAAUAUCAGACUGGAAACAGAGUUUGGUACAAAGAACAAGAUGGAAGAAAAUGUUUUGAGUGAGGAAGAGUUGGACUGUAGCUCUUUCACUGAGUCCAGCGGAUACCAACGGAAAAUGGCUGAGCUGAACGAAAAAUCCAGAAGGCUCAAGGCACAGUUUGCGAAGGAAAACAGACAGGCUGUCGAAUCUACGAACAAGACAAUGGAGGAGAUCAAACAGAGCCAGGCAAGGGUAGAUUGCAUCGCAAAUGAGAUUGAGGAGAUGCGACAGAGACGGGAUGAAAUAAAAGAAGACUUGAAACGCCUUGAUGAGAUCGGCCAAAGACGAGAUCUCGAGGAUAAAAAAUGGAGAGAAAAAAUGGACAUGAAAAACAAGAAACUCGCAAAUACACUGGAGAAGAUAAGAGCCAAACGACGCAAAUAUCAAGAAGAGACGGGUGCUGAAAAUGACUCAACAGAGGGGCAUGAUCAACAGGAUAAGAAUUCAAGUGAAAGUCCGGAGAGUGAGAAAAGCAAAGAUGUCACCAUAGGAAACGAAACCGUUAUAAACGAAGACGUUGGUAACGAAGUGUUACGUGAGCCUCACCAGAUCAUCGAGUACAAAAGUGUAAAAGAGCUGGAAGAGAAGCGGAAAGAACUAAAGCAGUUGAAGAGACUGGAGAAGAAGGCGAUUAGAAGAGAGAAGUUAGAACAGAGACAGCGUAAGAAGAUCGAAAAACACAAACUUGAGAAACUCUCAGCUAAGAGUUCAAAGGUCUCGGAAGAAACUGCAGGAGUUGCUGAGUGUAUAAAUCAGGACAUGGAGGCUACGAAUACAACGGCAAAAGAGAAAAGUGCUGAAGCCCCGAAAGUAACUAGAAUUAAACCAUACGUCGACACCUCUUCACAUAUCGCAGAGUCCAAGCAAGUCCAGGCACCUUACUAUUCUGGAUUAAUUACGAAUGGUACAAAGAACAAGGUGGAAGAAAAUGUUUUCAGCGAGGAAGAGUUGGACUGUAGCUCUUUCACUGAGUCCAGCGGAUACCAACGGAAAAUGGCUGAGCUGGACGAAAAAUCCAGAAGGCUCAAGGCACAGUUUGCGAAGGAAAACAGACAAGCUGUCGAAUCUACGAACAAGACAAUGGAGGAGAUCAAACAGAGCCAAGCAAGGGAAGAUUGCAUCACAAAUGAGAUUGAGGAGAUACAAAGGAGACGGGAUGAAAUAAAGGAAAACUUGAAACGCCUUGAUGAGAAAUUAGGAGAGACGUUUGCUGAGGUUGAUAGGCUUAUAUUGGGAGAUACAGACUCUAUGGUCGACGAAACAGCGGACAGCCAACAA